UGAGGAUUGGAGCAGAGACGCGCAAUGGAGCGAAAUGGAUAGAAAGUCUCUCUGCGCUGAAACUUCUUUCAAGUAAUUUACUUUGGGAAUUACUACGAGACUGAAGAUGAAACUGGAUACACACUUUCCCCACGGUGGAAACUUGGGAUCAGAGUAAUUCAGCUCAAUAUAUCUUCUACACCUGUGAAGUUUCUUCACUUUCUAUGAGGACUGAUUCAGACCCCUGAGCAGGUGUGUGCAGUCAGUAGACGACCUGUUCUGGAUAUGAGUAUAGGCACCGGUCUCAUCCCUCCAGCCUUUCCUUCAGUUUUGGAUACGUACCUUUGGCCUGACUAUUGCAGCACCGUGAGCGUGUCCUCCUUCAUCCACAAAGACUCAGUCAUAUGGACAAAUUUGCUCAGCCUAUCCAAGCUGCCUGUUGGAAUGGAAGAAAAGCAGCCCGAAGAGCAAGAGGACCUGAGCUCUGAGUUUCAGCCCCAGCUGGAUCUGUUUAGGAAGUUGGGUUUUUCCGAUGCUCAGAUCCGAGCUGUGCUGCUCAAGCUGGGCCUUCACACAAACACCGACCGGAUUCUUGGAGAACUGAUACAGGUCAGAGCAGCAGAGACAGAAAGUUCUCUCGAUCCACCAGUGCUGGUCCCGAAUGCUGAAAGUCAGAGGAAAAGUCACAGUCUUUCAUCUCUACCUGCUGAACAAGGUGACGCAGGCCCGGAUGAAGAUGCCCUCAAGCCGAUAGUGAUAGACGGCAGCAACGUAGCGAUGAGUCAUGGGAACAAGGAAGUUUUCUCCUGCCUGGGAAUCCAGCUGGCUGUGAAGUAUUUCCUGGAUCGAGGGCACACAGAUGUGACUGUGUUUGUGCCGUCGUGGAGACGCGAACAGCCCAGGCCGGACGUGCCGAUCACAGAUCAGCAAAUUCUCCGUGAGCUGGAACGGAAAAAGAUUCUGGUCUUUACUCCAUCAAGGCGUGUGGCGGGAAAGCGGGUGGUGUGCUACGAUGACCGCUUCAUUGUGAAGCUUGCAUAUGACGUGGAUGGUGUCAUAGUGUCUAAUGAUACCUACCGAGACCUGCAGGGAGAAAAGCCUGAGUGGAAACGCUUCAUAGAGGAGAGGUUGCUCAUGUACUCAUUUGUCAACGACAAGUUUAUGCUGCCAGAUGAUCCACUUGGGAGACAUGGGCCGACUUUGGAAAAUUUUCUGCGCAAGACUCCCCGAGCUACUAAGAAACUACCUUGCCCUUAUGGUAAGAAGUGCACCUACGGGAUCAAGUGCAAGUUCAGUCACCCAGAACGUGGCAAGCAAUCCCAGCGUUCCUUGGCAGACGAAUUGCGUGAGAAAGCCAAAAUGCCCUCUUUUCCACAGAAAUCAUUGUUUGCAGGCUCAAACCCUUCCCAUGGAGCUUCUCUGGAAGAAGUGAUGGAGCAAAAACUUACUCUCAAUCAAAGUGUACCAGUCAAAAAGACCCACACCAGUGAGAAUAUGGUGGUUGUCAAGAACACACCACAGCCUACUUCAAGAAAGUCCCCUUCAAAGCGAGAUUGUUCUGGCAAGUACUCACCAACAAAUCCAGACUACAUUUCUGCUUCUGUUCAGGAGUACCUGGACUCAGGUCUGGGCUCAUAUGAAUGUCACAGUGAGCUCCAGUUUGGAGGAGAGCAAAGGAAGUCCAAGAAUUCUUCUAGUGGAAGGUUCCAACAUCCUCCAACUUGCAGCCAGUCCUUAAACCAAUCCAAUGUACAAUCCAAUCCAGGUUACCAACCCCACCACAUCAAUAUAGCUCCAUCCCAAAACCCAAGCAACCUGCCAUACCCUUACCCCCAAUAUCACUCUUAUGGAGGAGCACCUUACCCACCAGGUAACUUUCCCCGCUAUAGUGUACCCCAUGAGUACCACCACAGAACCAUUCCGCCUCCUCGAAGUGGCUACUGGUCUGAGCCAUACAGACACUUUGGCCACAUGCCUCCAACCCCUGUGCAGGGUGACAGCUCUCCCUGGAACCAUCCAAUGUCAGACAGGGAGCAAGUAAGGAAGAAGCUGCUAGCUGUGUUUAAUGCCCGUCUCGUGGACAGAGCAAUGGAGAUGUUCCCAAACGUAAUGGACCCCCAGAAACUGGCUGUGGAGAUUAUAAACCUGCAGUCAUAUGAAGGGGUUUUGUGACUUUUGCUGCCUCAUGGUUGGCUUGUUAACAAGUUUACACACACAAGUGUGUAGUGUGUGCAUGUAUUGUACAUUUCUGAAACAGUGGGCCCUGGAAAAAUUCAGGUUCAGGUGAAAGCCUUUAUUGGUUUUAAGAAUGAAAUUGAAGGUUACAACAAAUUACAACAUUGAAAAAGCAUCCAUUCAUUGAUAUGUAUGUUCUGUAUACUGCAAUUUGAAUUUUGUGAUUGUACCAUUUUCCCAUCCUUUUAAAAUAACAUGUUAAAUCGUACAUUAUACUCAUUAAAACGUAUAUAUAAAGAAUAUAAUGCACAGCAGGGUCUGCUGUUAUAGGAAGAAACUCAAAGGCAGGGUGGUAUGAUGUCCUUGCAUUUGAUUAUUUAGUCAUAACUGCACAUCCUAAAGUACUCUUCUACUAUAGUGAUUACACGAGGUUUUAAUUGAAAUGUAUAAUUUCAGAACAUCUAUGAAACAAUUUAUUAUGGUAAAAGCAUACAAAAAGUAUGGUCAGUUAUGUGCCAGUUAUUGGAAAAAAAUUACCCAAUUUACCUCAUUUGGAACUAGGAUUGGUAUUGUUUAAAUACAAUAAGAUGACAUUUAUUUAAUUAAGCAUGUUCAGCCAAAAGGUGUUACCAAAAUACAGUUAUUUUGGUAAAGAUGUUAUUGGUUGUAUUGACCAACCUGGCAUAGUGUUUUUAUCUGGAUUCAUUUCUCAGGUACUGGUUUGUAGAGAAGGUGGCACGGAAUGACGUCGUAAUAGACCGUAAUACUGUAAGUCACCUCUAUAAUUUUUUUUAUACUUGUUUUGAUGUUUUUGUUCUAUUUUAGAAAUCUUUUAGGUGUCUAGCUAUAUGAAAUAUGACUGUGUCUUAUAUUUUGUAAGUAAAUAUAGGUUUUCACGUUUGAGUAGUAAAUAGUGCUUAAUACGGUUUGUUGGCACCGUGUGCCUGAUACAAUGAAAGUCUGAAAACUACCUAAAACAGGUAAAUGAGUGUACACCCUGUGGGUUCUGGGUAUUUUCCCAUUCAAUAUAAAGUAAAUUGUUACAUAGUCACUGUUGGGUACAAGUCACAUGACUUUCCUGCACCACAGCAUUCAGAUUUUACUUACUGUAAGAAACUUUUUUGCAAAGCAGAACUACCAUGAUGAAAGAGCAAAGGCAAGAAGUGCUUGAGCGAUGCCGAGAUAUUGCAAAAAUGCAUUUGAGGUUUUAAAAGUGAUUUAUGCAAUAUUAUUAAACUCCUGCCUCGUUGACAUGACACAUUUUGUAAUCUGUAACGCAAUAAAGACAAUAUUAUAACAA
Molecule: messenger RNA, 3454 nt
Organism: Silurus meridionalis
Lineage: Eukaryota; Metazoa; Chordata; Actinopteri; Siluriformes; Siluridae
Gene: zc3h12ab
Product: zinc finger CCCH-type containing 12Ab
Exons: 6
Coding region: 265-2151 (628 amino acids)
Biological process (GO): 3'-UTR-mediated mRNA destabilization; nuclear-transcribed mRNA catabolic process, RNase MRP-dependent
Cellular component (GO): nucleus; cytoplasmic ribonucleoprotein granule
Molecular function (GO): mRNA binding; RNA endonuclease activity; metal ion binding
Source: RefSeq, a predicted model, not a curated record